Messenger RNA from Perkinsus marinus ATCC 50983, 615 nucleotides. Its product is annotated as Pre-rRNA-processing protein TSR2, putative. The record is from RefSeq and is a predicted model, not a curated record. Gene Ontology annotation, cellular component: nucleus. Lineage: Eukaryota; Perkinsozoa; Perkinsida; Perkinsidae. Gene Ontology annotation, biological process: maturation of SSU-rRNA from tricistronic rRNA transcript (SSU-rRNA, 5.8S rRNA, LSU-rRNA). The transcript is spliced from 5 exons. The coding region runs from base 21 to 572 and encodes 183 amino acids.
AGCAGCAUAGAUCUCCCAUCAUGCCUUCCUCAACAGAGUGUGAACAGGCCUUCUUGGAGGCCGUCCAUCACGUCUUCACCAGCUGGACUGCUCUCACUCUCGUCAAGGAGAACUGUGACUGUAACCCGAGGGAGGCCUCGCAACGUAUCGAGAGUAUCGCAGACACGGUCGUAGCCGAUCUGCGGGCAGGUGGGGCUAAGCUGUCUAGUGAGAACAACGACCAAGUCCUCAAGUUGGCUGAUAAACUUUUCGAGAUGAUCGCCAACAACUUCCAGAUGGUACUAGAGGACGGCUCCGAUGAGGACGUUGCAUACAUGCUCAUUCGACUAUGGGAAUCUUGUAGUCGAGGGGACCUCAGUGUUGCUCGGGAGGUCGUCAACGCUACACAAAAUCGUGAUCAAUCCAAGGUUUUGGAGCAGUGUGCCGAAGAGGGCCAGGAGGAAUCUUCCGAAGGGGAUGGUGAUGAGGAACAGGAGGAGGGUCCUGAGCAAGACCGGCAGGAGUCUAAGAAGGAGCCCGAGGUGGACGAGGAUGGUUUCCAGACUGUGACCAGAGGCCGUCGUCGUCGAUAGCUGCUCUCAUUUCCACUGCUGUUACCAUACGUUCCUUUCCCUC